CUAAACCACGAUACGACCAAUCCACAUAUCUUGGACGUGUAAGGCACUUUAUGGAUAUCACGGAUCCGAGAACACUAUUUGUCUCUCAAAAAGGUUUGGACGACGCAAAGAAAUUAAUCAACGACUACCAAAUUGAAAAAAUUAAGGGUGUAGAUCCAGAGAAAUUAUGGCGAGCUAAAAAGAUCGUGGAAUCAACUAUUCAUCCAGACACAGGCGAGGCUGUGUUCUUACCAUUUCGUAUGUCUUGUUUUGUGCCGACUAAUCUUGUGGUUGUGGCUGGCAUGCUGAUGCCUAAUCCGAGUAUGAAAAGUAUGAUAUUCUGGCAAUGGGCCAAUCAAAGUAUAAACGUGGCGUUUAAUUAUUCGCAUGCGAAUAAAACCAUAAAGAUGGAUUAUGGCGAGACGGCUAUCGCCUACACCUCGGCAGUAACAACAUCGUGCGGGUUGGCAGUAGGCCUCACACAAUUAGUACCUCGACUAAGAUUCUUGAAACCAGCAGCUCGAAGUUUAUUGAGUCGCCUGGUGCCUUUUGUGGCUGUUGCUAGCGCCGGGACUGUUAACGUUUAUUUGAUGAGGUUAAAAGAGAUCAGAAAUGGGAUUGAUGUAUGCGAUGAGGAUGGGAAUGUAUUGGGUAAAUCUAAAGCAGCAGGAGCUUCAGCAGUCAAACAAGUCGCAAUAUCCCGGGUCUUAAACAACUCUCCGGUUCUUACCAUCCCACCAUUGUUACUAUCACAGCUAGAAAAAACGAAUUUUCUGAAAAGGAAUCCCAGAUUCCUGUUACCAUUAAAUUUUGGACUAAUAACUCUAUCCUCAAUCACCGCGCUUCCACUUGCAAUCGCCGUUUUUCCACAACGAGCCGAAAUUGAUACAAAAAAAUUAGAGCCAGAAUAUUCGGGUUUGCGUAAUAAAAACGGUGACAUUAUCAAUAAAGUAUAUUACAAUAAAGGAUUGUAA
Molecule: messenger RNA, 953 nt
Organism: Ambispora gerdemannii
Lineage: Eukaryota; Fungi; Glomeromycota; Glomeromycetes; Archaeosporales; Ambisporaceae
Source: the annotation of a GenBank genome assembly